This is a messenger RNA of Striga hermonthica, 334 nucleotides long. The record is from the annotation of a GenBank genome assembly. Lineage: Eukaryota; Viridiplantae; Streptophyta; Magnoliopsida; Lamiales; Orobanchaceae.
UAAAAAGUUGCAGGUACCACAGGUUGACAUUCGCCGCGAUGAAGAAGAGCCAAUCAACAACAACGGAUCGUGCCAUGAUGGUAAACCGACGCUUCCCAUUCAAAGAUGCCAUGUCUGAGCCUCAGUACACGGGGAGAUUGCGGAGAGAGUCUUCACCACCAGCAUUCCGAUCAGAGAACCGCCAGCAGCCAGAAGAGGACGACCACCAAUUUCAGAGUUUCGUUUUGAGAUCAUGUCUUAGCAAGUGGAACACUUUCUUUCAGAAAAGUGUCCAUUUUCAGUCAGCAGUAUUCUACAGUUCACUUAAUUGUGAAUUGAUUAAGUCUUUUAUUCA